Messenger RNA from Stomoxys calcitrans (stable fly), 1485 nucleotides. RefSeq lists its product as uncharacterized. Bases 287 to 784 code for a protein of 165 amino acids. The transcript has 4 exons. NCBI's taxonomy places the organism in Eukaryota, Metazoa, Arthropoda, Insecta, Diptera, Muscidae. The record is from RefSeq and is a predicted model, not a curated record.
UUAUUUUUUCGAUUUUCAGUUAAGUCCCCCUAACGAACCAACAUAAACGCGCUUUUUGUCAAGACAAAAACAACGAGAGAAAAAACGAUAAAACUCUUCUAGCAGCAAGCAAAGUAAAAAAUUCAAUUUCCUUCGUAACAUUCCCUCCUUUUGUUAUAAAUACAACCAAACUUAAAAUCUCAAACUAAAUAGUAUUACUACAUUCUAAACAACAAAGUGUAAAUAGCAAAAAAGUGUUUUUUUCGUUUGUUUUGAUAUUUCAAAUCUCUCAAAACUACGAUCAACCAUGAAAGUCAAAGUCGAUUCUACAACCAAUAUUUCAAAACUUAAAGUUCAAAAUAAAACACCCCAAGUUACAAAAACAUCACCGGAAAAGGAUGUCGUCGACACCGAUGAGGAGGAACAAUUGUUACAGGAAGACGAAGACAAUGCCAUUAGUUUGGCACUGCCCAAACUUUCCGCUGUCGUUGCAGAGGACAACGACGAUGAUGAGGAGGCGGAGGAAGAAAACGAUGGUGUGGGUGAAACCUAUACAUUGGAUAUAUUGCCACAAUUGAAUGUAACCUCACCAUCGACAACGCUGACUUCGACAACAUCGCGCAAUAAUAAUCUUAUCGUAAGUGACGUUCGCUUAAAAGAUUUUAAUAGCAAUCGAAUAUCAAGCGUAAGUUUCUUUGCAUUCAAUGAUAUAAAUUCUAAAAAUUUAAAUGGUGUAAGUAUAAUUAAAGUAAACAUUUUAUUGAAAAUAUUUUUGCUCGCAUUCAGUCAGAGGUUCAAAGCUUAAAGUAUUCAUUGUAAUAUGUUCUGGGUUCUAGAAAUGUUUUAAGUCAUAGGGAAUCCCCUAAAAUAUGCAGUUUUCUCAAUACAUUUAAGUUUAUUAGAAAACCUUCCUUGUUGCCCAAAUUUCUUUAUACCUUUCCAAAUUAUUUUCCUUUACUUUAUCUUUCCGCAUAUAUUUUAAUUUAUAUACAAGCAAGACAAUUUCAUUCAUUUUAUUUCGCCCAUAAAAAACACCUGUUGUAUUGUUAUAAAAUAUAUAUCUCGUUUGACAUGACACAUUUAGGAAAUCAACAAAGAAGAAAAUCUUUUUUGAAAAAGUCAGCCAACACAAUAGAUAAUCUCAAUGAUAUAGUAUAAGAAGAAAAACAUUUUAAAAAGCUUAAAGAAAUGUUGACGAUCAAAUAAAUUAGAAAUAAAAGGCAAAAAAAAAAGAAACUCACACACACAGAAUCUUUAGCGAGAAAAAAUUGGCAAGCAAUUUUUAAGUGGAAAAUCCAAACAUUGAAAAAAAAUAUAAAUUUUUGUUUCAAUUUUCUAAAAAUACAGGGAGGAAGCCAAAAAAAUCAAAAAAAUAAGGGAGAGAAGGAAAACUUUCCAAGUGAAUGAGAGAAGAAAAACCUUCUCUCACUCUAGAGAACAAAACAGCUGAUAGCCUACAGAGUAUAAGAGAGCGAUCUUUCUCACUCUUGCUCUCAUUCUCUUCGC